AUGGCUGAGCUUGAGAACAUACAAAACCUUCGUGAAAACUUCAAGAAACAAAAUAAAUCUUGUUUUAUCCUUGGUGCAUCAGGAGCAACUGGCAAAGAAUUGUUAAAAGAAAUUUUGAAACAGAAAUUGUUUUCUAAUGUCACCAUCAUAGGACGUAGAAAACUGACUUUUGAAGAAGUGGCAUAUCAAAAUGUGAAUCAACAGGUGGUAGACUUCGAAAAACUAGAUGAAUAUUCUGCAGCAUUUCAAGGUCCUGAUGUUGGAUUCUGUUGUCUCGGUACCACAAAAGCAAAAGGAGGAGCAGAUGGAUUUGUUCGCGUUGAUCGAGAUUAUGUUUGCAUGUCAGCAGAGUUGGCAAAAGCUGCUGGUUGUAAACAUUUCCUCUUGGUAUCUAGCAGUGGAGCUGAUAAGCACAGCAAUUUUUUUAUUUUAAAAAUCAAGGGUGAAGCAGAAGUUAAAAUUGAAGAACUUAAUUUUGAUUGCUGCACUAUAUUUAAACCUGUAUUGAUUUUACGUGACCGAGAAGAGUCACGUCCAUUAGAAUGGUGUGCUAGAAAAAUUCUGGGUUGCCUUUCUCAUGUGAUGUCUAUUACUGCACUUUCUGUGCCCAUUUCAACGUUAGCAAGAGCUAUGGUGAACAAUGCAGUAAACCCCAGUAACAAGAAGGUGGAGCUGUUAGAGAACAAGGAUAUCCACAUGAUUGGAAACCAAGAUGAAAAACAGACCAGCUAA
This is a messenger RNA of Gopherus evgoodei (Goodes thornscrub tortoise), 732 nucleotides long. It is a transcript of the gene HTATIP2, whose product is annotated as HIV-1 Tat interactive protein 2. Gene Ontology annotation, molecular function: oxidoreductase activity, acting on the aldehyde or oxo group of donors, NAD or NADP as acceptor; NAD binding. The transcript has 5 exons. Bases 1 to 732 code for a protein of 243 amino acids. Gene Ontology annotation, biological process: import into nucleus. Lineage: Eukaryota; Metazoa; Chordata; Testudines; Testudinidae. The record is from RefSeq and is a predicted model, not a curated record. Gene Ontology annotation, cellular component: cytoplasm.